AUGUCCGCCGCUGAAGAGGAAAAUAUCGCUGAAUCCGGCGACGAUCUCUUGGUCGACGACCUUCCCGAAGGACUACUCGAUGACCUCGCGAGCUCCCCUGACCACCCUGCUGCGAAGAAGCCCUGCAUGGACCCCGGUGCUGGCCCUGCUAGCUUCAACUCCCCCUCCACCUCCUCCGACUCGGCGCUGGCGCAGCCCGCGCCGUCUCCUGUGCUCCUCGCUGCCGCUGCUGCUCCCACGUUGACUCAGCAAGGCCAUGCGCCCUCUCUGGCAGCAACAGCUGCCGCCCCCAACGCCCUGGUUCUCCGCGCUGCUGCCUACGCAACGGCCGCCUCCGGCGCUAACCCGGCUCCCGCGCUGCCCGCCUCGCUCUUUGCCUCAUCCGCGCCCGGCGGACCCCCCCGCAACCUCCGCCGUGCGCGCACCUCCGCAUCCACCCCGAUGCUCCUUCCCCUUCGCCGCCGCGUGGUAGUCACGCUCCUCCUCCCGGAGGCCGUGUUGGAGUCGCACCGCACGGAAAUCCUCGCCGGAAUCAACGCGCAGCUGUGCGGCUUCAUGUUCGAUUCGGGCAUCAUCCCCCCCUUCGAGCACACUGUCGGCGACUCCCUCCGCGUGGCCCGCCACGUGUACGGCCGCCUGCUGUUCUCUUGGCCGUCGCAGGAAGACGCGGCUGUUUUUCGCAAGCUUUUUCCUCUCAUGCUGAAAAUCUCCAACUCCCGCCCCGUCAUGUUGAAGGUCUUUGUUGAUCGGUAUGAAGCUUUUACCGCGGCAAAGGCAGCCGGCGCUCCUACCCUGUCUAUCCGAAACGUCCCCCUGGAGAUCGAUCCGGAGGAGAUCCGCGCCUUCCUCCUCGGGUCCACCGAGGAGGAUGGUUCGCAUUGGCUCGCGGAUCUGACUGACUUUCACCGCGCUUCCGACCCCUACGAGAACACCUUUUUCACUCACCUCGCAGGACUCCCGGUCGCCACCCCCGAUGACCCGAAUUUCGAACGAAUCCCGUCCGAAUUCCUGCUGGAGGAGAACAAGCCAACUAUGCUGCUCAAUUUCUCCUGCCACCCUGCCUCCGUUGCCUCCUCAUGUGCUCCUCCGCUGCCCCCCAUCCUCUCACCACUCCCCCCUCGGUCUACCCCCUCCCUCGCGCAACCUUCAUGCUCCCAUCCAACACCCACGCUCCCCCCCCGCUGUCCUUCCCUCCCUAAGAGCCCCCGCCCCCCACUGCCUUGCUGUCCCCCCCCCGCACGGCCGUCCGGGCCCCUGCCACCCCCACUUUCAUUCUGCCCCUACCCACUCCCCUCGUUCCCUCCCUUCUCACUCCUCUCCCUGUGCCAACUGCCCCCCCUCACCCUGUCCUCCCCCCUGUCACCCAUCCCUCCCUUACAGCCCCCCACCCCCCGGCCCCCCAUGUUGUGGGGCUCCCACUCAACCCCUUAUCCCCCCCACGCCACCCCCCCCUCCCUGCUCUUUCCAACACAUGCAGGCAAGCCCCCGCCCAAGGACGCUCAGCCCCUGUCACCUCUGUACCCUCCUCUCCCCCCCCUACAGUCGGGCCUCCGCCCACCCUCACGACUCCCCCAUCUUCCCACACCCCCCACGCAAUCUCCGCAUCGCGAAAUCUCUUUCUCACCCAUGAUCCCCCACCCCCUGCCCCUACCCACGUCAAUCCCACCCCCCACUACACUCCCGCCCCUUCCCCCUCGGAGGACAGUACCCCGCCCUCCCACAAGCUCGCCCCCCACCCGCACCCCCCUCCCACUAGCAGACUGGACCCUCCUACGGUACCCCCCUCUCUGCCCCCUCCCGACACUCCUCCCACGAUCUCUCCAGAGGGCGGGCCCCCUGCCCAACCUUAUGCUGGCAUGGAGACGCUCCUCUCCCCCUGCCCUAUCCCCCCCUUUUCAACCAGCACCCCUCUCUGCUCCCCCGACCCCUCGACUUCCCCCCCCCACUUCCUCUCCCCCGAUUCCCCUCCUCCCCCCCCCCUACCCUCAAUCUCGCCUUCCCCCCCCUCACUCUUUUCAACCCCCUCUUCACUUUCUUCACCCCCCACCCACUCAGGAACCCAUCUGCAACCGCCCCCUGUGCUAUAACCGGGCUGCCCGAUCCCCACCGAGGCUCCCCCCCUCUGCCAACAGCCCUCUUCCCCCGGCCUCUCCCUCAUUGCUCUCGAGCAGGCCGAUCCACCCCCCUCUGGCUCCUUCUCCCCCCCCCCCCUGGGCCCCCGAACACCCCUGCCCCUCCCCCGCACCUCCCACCCCUCUCUGCACCUCCCUCCACCCGCAGCCAACCAGACCUCAUGGCAACUCUUUGGGCAAUCAUGCCGCGCCGACCGCCUUCGGCAACGACCCCGGCCUCCUCUACAUUGGGCUGGGCGAUUGGGUCGAAUAUUGGACCUGCGCUCUCUGCGACUUCACCUGCGGCGCUGCCCUCGACAGCGCCAUGGAGCAUAUCCAGUCCGACCUGCACGUCAACCGCGUGAAGGCCUCCGCUCACCGCCCGGCUGCCAAGGAAGAAUUUGGCCCCUGGCGCGCACUCACCCUGCUGCAGCAGAAGGCCCCGGUGGCUGCCUUCCUUCGCGGUCGCCCUUAG
Messenger RNA from Closterium sp. Naga37s-1, 2586 nucleotides. The record is from the annotation of a GenBank genome assembly. NCBI's taxonomy places the organism in Eukaryota, Viridiplantae, Streptophyta, Zygnematophyceae, Desmidiales, Closteriaceae.